AUGUCGGCCGGCGGAGCGUCAGUCCCGCCGCCCCCGAACCCCGCCGCGUCCUUCCCUUCGCCCCGGGUCACUCUGCCCGUCGGCUUUGACAUCCUGCGAACCUACUCCGGCGCCUUCGUCUGCCUGGAGAUUGUGUUUGGGGGACUUGUGUGGAUUUUGGUCGCCUCCUCCAAUGUUCCUCUACCUCUGCUACAAGGAUGGGUCAUGUUUGUGUCCGUGGCAGCAUUUUUCUUUUCCCUCCUUUUCCUGGGCGUGUUCGUGUCUGGCAUGGUGACUCGGAUUAAUGCCAACUGGAACUUCCUGGAUUUUGCUUACCACUUUACUGUGUUUGUCUUCUACUUUGGAGCCUUUUUAUUGGAAGCAGCAGCCACAUCCCUGCACUAUCUGCGUUGUAACACAACCACAACUACAGAGCCACUUCUGACUGAUAACGAGUAUAACAUAAACGUGGCAGCCACAAUUUUUGCCUUUGUGACCACAGCUUGUUAUGGUUGCAGCUUGGGUCUGGCUUUACGAAGAUGGCGACCGUAACACUCCUUCGAGACUAACCGCCUGUGUGUUAACUUUCAUUUAUGUACUUCAUAUGUCUCAUCCAUUUGGAUACUGUUUUGUCCAGAUGUAACAGCAUUACACAAGUUUGUUUUUUUGUUUUUAAUAUAUAAAGAGAAUCUAAGUGCAUGUUUUGGUUCAUUUCAAGGAUAGAAUCUUAAUUUUAUUAUGUUAAACAGAGAAAUGGCCUUUCAUCUCACUUUUUAAUUCUGCAUCUGUGGUGUUUUUUGUUUUAAGAAAAUUACUCUUUAUAUCCAUACAAUAAGCAGAUAUUCUUCAUUCUGUUUGGUUGUUGAGACACCUAUACCUUAAAAGUAAUAGGUAACCAAAACUCCCUUAAACCACAUUUCAAAUGGGCUCCCACUGAAUCUUUUUGUGUAAGACAGAGAUCGUCACACAUUUUCUAUAAAGGGCCAGAUGGUAAGUAUUUCAAGCUUUGAAGACCGUACAGUCUCUGUCACAACUACUCAGCUCUACCAUUGUAGCUUGAGAGCAGCCAUAGACAUCACAUAAACAAAUGAGCAUGGCUGUGAUCCAAUAAAACUUUAUUUAUAAAAUUAGGCAGCAGGCUGGAUCUGGCCUAUGGGCCAUAGUUUGCUGACCUACGAUGUAAAACCCUAGUUAUGUGUUCUAUAUUUUAUUGAACUGAUCAUGAAAGUUAUAUAACCAAUUCAACAGGCCACCUAAUAGUUGGUUUCAUUAUGCAAUAAUCACAUUACCUUUUUGUUGAGUGGUUAAAUA
Messenger RNA from Loxodonta africana (African savanna elephant), 1290 nucleotides. It is a transcript of the gene MAL2, whose product is annotated as mal, T cell differentiation protein 2. Gene Ontology annotation, biological process: myelination. Gene Ontology annotation, molecular function: structural constituent of myelin sheath. Gene Ontology annotation, cellular component: membrane. Bases 1 to 531 code for a protein of 176 amino acids. Lineage: Eukaryota; Metazoa; Chordata; Mammalia; Proboscidea; Elephantidae. The transcript is spliced from 4 exons. The record is from RefSeq and is a predicted model, not a curated record.